Molecule: messenger RNA, 411 nt
Organism: Helobdella robusta
Lineage: Eukaryota; Metazoa; Annelida; Clitellata; Rhynchobdellida; Glossiphoniidae
Exons: 3
Coding region: 1-411 (136 amino acids)
Source: RefSeq, a predicted model, not a curated record
AUGAGGUCAUCAUCCUUCAAAAUGAGGUCAUUAUCCUCUAACAGGCACCACAUCAGGGGUACCAGAUUGAAGGGGGCCGACAGAGAUUUUGAAGUCCAAAGUGGUAGAAAGUUUCAUCUCAGUAAGUUGAGUUGCAUCGUUACUGUGUUCGACUGCAAAGUGAUCCUACUCUUGAAGAUAACUGAAAGUGUGUUUAAACCGCUGAAGCAAGGAUUGCAGGCUUUCAACAGACAUAAUCAUAGUGAGAGAGACCAAAGUGGUAGAAAGUUUCAUCUCAGUAAGUUGAGUUGCAUCGUUACUGUGUUCGACUGCAAAGUGAUCCUACUCUUGAAGAUAACUGAAAGUGUGUUUAAACCGCUGAAGCAAGGAUUGCAGGCUUUCAACAGACAUAAUCAUAGUGAGAGAGAGUGA